This is a messenger RNA of Suhomyces tanzawaensis NRRL Y-17324, 1311 nucleotides long. RefSeq lists its product as uncharacterized. Gene Ontology annotation, molecular function: mRNA binding. Gene Ontology annotation, biological process: nuclear-transcribed mRNA catabolic process, nonsense-mediated decay; cytoplasmic stress granule assembly; regulation of mRNA stability. The record is from RefSeq and is a predicted model, not a curated record. The transcript has a single exon. NCBI's taxonomy places the organism in Eukaryota, Fungi, Ascomycota, Pichiomycetes, Serinales, Debaryomycetaceae. Gene Ontology annotation, cellular component: cytoplasmic stress granule. The coding region runs from base 1 to 1311 and encodes 436 amino acids.
AUGACAGACCCAAAAGAACACCAGCCUCUGGUGGAACCCCAGCCAGUGGACGACGCCGCGCCAGUCCAGGAGCCUGAGCCAGAACAGUCCCACAGCGCACACGCCGACGAGCCUCGUGGCGAAACCACUCCCACACCCGCCAGCGCCAUCGAGGGCGGCCGUGAGGUGUCCAAGAUGAUCCUCUACGUGGGCAUGCUCCACAAGUCAGUGUCAGAAGACAUGUUGAAGGAGAUGUUCUCAGUUGGCGGCGCCAUCCAGUCGGUCAAGGUGUUGAACGACAAGAACAAGCCAGGCUUCAACUACGCGUUCGUCGAGUUCGAAAACACCCAGGCAGCUGAAGUGGCCCUCCACACCUUGAACGGGCGCCUCAUCAACAACGCCGAGAUCAAGAUCAACUGGGCGUUCCAGUCGUCUACCAUCAACAGCGCCUCGCGUCCCGACGAGCCCAGCUUCAACAUCUUCGUCGGUGACUUGUCACCCGAGGUCGACGACGAGACGUUGUACACGGCGUUUACCAAGUUCCUGUCGUUGAAACAGGCCCACGUCAUGUGGGACAUGCAGACGUCGCGUUCCAGAGGCUACGGUUUCGUGACGUUUGGGCUCCAGACCGACGCCGAGUUGGCGUUGCAGACCAUGAACGGCCAGUGGAUCAACGGCAGGGCCAUCCGCUGCAACUGGGCCUCCCACAAGCAGUUGCACCACUCGGGAAGCAACAACUUUAGAAACAAUCGUCAUCAUCUCCAUCACAACAACGCCAGGGGUCCGUUCAGGCCCUACAACAACAACCUCAUGCCCCAGCAACAGAUGGGUGCCCAGGGUGGCUUGCCCAGUCAGUACGCUCCCCAGUUGCAAGGGGGAUUGCAGCCAGGCUCCGGCAAUGGACCCGUUUUGCAGUCCAUAUCGCCUCCCAACGGCACCUCGCCUGCUCCCUCCCAGGGUGGCCCAAACCAGCAGGCCAGCCAGCAGGCCAACAUACCGGUGAUGUCGCCCCAGUCUUACGACAUUGUGUUGAGACAGACUCCGUCGUGGCAGACCACUGUCUACUUGGGCAACAUCGCCCACUACUCGCAACAAACUGAUUUGAUCCCUUUGUUGCAAAACUUCGGGUUCAUCGUUGACUUCAAGUUCCAUCCCGAGAGAGGCUGUGCAUUCGUCAAGUACGACUCCCACGAAAGAGCCGCAUUGGCCAUUGUGCAAUUGGCUGGCUUCACCAUCAACGGCAGACCGUUGAAGUGUGGAUGGGGAAAAGACAGGCCUCCCAUGGGCCAGUACCAGAACUUCGGGAGGGGACCCAUCUACCAGAGGCCAUGA